AACCCUCACAUUCAUUGAGGAGGUUAUCUCUAUCUUACUUUGAAAAAAUGGUUUCAACUUCUCCACCGAAGGAAGUUCAAUCCAACGGCAAAUGGGCAGAAGGAGAUCCAGCUCGCCGAGCCAAAUGGUGGUACUCAACUUUUCACACUGUCACGGCCAUGAUAGGUGCAGGCGUCCUCAGCCUGCCCUAUGCCAUGGCUUACCUGGGAUGGGGUCCAGGAACAAUGGUUUUGGUGUUAUCUUGGUGCAUGACCUUGAAUACAAUGCGGCAGAUGAUACAACUCCAUGAGUGUGUCCCUGGAACUCGAUUUGAUCGAUACAUUGACCUUGGUCGAUAUGCUUUUGGACCAAAACUUGGAGGAUGGAUUGUGCUGCCUCAGCAGCUAGUUGUUCAAGUUGGAUGUGACAUUGUGUACAUGGUUACCGGAGGGAAGUGCCUCAAAAAGUUCAUGGAGAUAGCCUGCUCCAGCUGCACGCAGCUCAGGCAGUCUUAUUGGAUCUUGAUUUUUGGUGGCAUCCAUUUCUUCCUGUCUCAGCUUCCCAAUUUCAAUUCAGUUGCUGGUGUUUCAUUAGCUGCAGCAAUCAUGUCUCUAAGUUACUCAACCAUAGCCUGGGCGGGUAGUCUGAGUCAUGGUCAGAUCGAUAAUGUCAGCUAUGAGUACAAGAACACGAGUCCAACUGAUUUCAUGUUUCGCGUCUUUAAUGCACUGGGUCAAAUUUCAUUUGCAUUUGCUGGCCAUGCAGUUGCCCUUGAAAUCCAGGCCACAAUUCCAUCCACUCCGGAAAGGCCUUCAAAAAUUCCCAUGUGGAAAGGUGCAGUCGGAGCCUAUUUCAUAAAUGCUAUAUGCUAUUUCCCUGUAGCCAUGAUAGGGUACUGGGCAUUCGGGCAAGAUGUUGAUGAUAACGUGCUCAUGGCUCUCAAGAAACCUGCAUGGCUCAUUGCCUCUGCAAACUUGAUGGUGGUUGUUCAUGUUAUUGGAAGCUACCAGGUUUAUGCUAUGCCUGUGUUUGACUUGCUGGAGAGGAUGCUGAUGAAAAGGCUGAACUUCCCACCAGGAAUUGCACUGAGACUCAUAACUCGAUCUGCUUAUGUAGCAUUCACACUGUUCGUAGGAGUUACUUUCCCUUUCUUCGGAGAUCUUCUGGGUUUCUUUGGUGGAUUUGGUUUCGCUCCCACUUCAUAUUUUCUUCCCAGCAUAAUGUGGUUGAUCAUCAAGAAACCAAAGAGAUACAGCCUCAAAUGGUUCACCAACUGGAGCUGCAUAUUCAUUGGACUGUUCAUCAUGAUGGCAUCAGCAAUUGGUGGCUUAAGGAAUAUCAUCACUGACGCUUCAACAUAUAGUUUUUAUACAUGAAUGUAAUCAAACUCAAUUAGCAGAGACCUACUUUUCCCAAUGAUUUAUUAUCUUGAAAGGGUAGGCAUUUAUCUUGAGCAAGCAGUAGCAUAUAAAGAUGGAAACAAUAUUCCAAAUGUACCUUUACCCAAUUUCUCUUCAACUUUCAAUUCCCUCUCAUCAGUUGUCUUUGAAUGUGGAAUUGUAAGUAAAUGAAAGAAAGUGGUUGAAGACAAUGACAGAUUGUUUCUAGUGGCAAACA
Molecule: messenger RNA, 1596 nt
Organism: Theobroma cacao (cacao)
Lineage: Eukaryota; Viridiplantae; Streptophyta; Magnoliopsida; Malvales; Malvaceae
Product: Transmembrane amino acid transporter family protein
Source: RefSeq, a predicted model, not a curated record